Physella acuta is the source of this 805-nucleotide messenger RNA. RefSeq lists its product as uncharacterized. NCBI's taxonomy places the organism in Eukaryota, Metazoa, Mollusca, Gastropoda, Physidae. The record is from RefSeq and is a predicted model, not a curated record.
UACCACCUAGCCAGAUUUCGUUGCUUCACAGUUCCAAAAUGUUUAAACUCGUCUUGGUUUUAUCUCUUUGUUACAUCGCUGCAGUCCUAGAUUGCAAACCCGUGAAACGAAGUUUCGGCUGCGAUAGUGCCUUAGCAUGUCUCGGAAAUUAUAGACUUGAAAACUCAGAGAAACUCAGCUUCGAACAGUAUUGUGAGAAAGCAAGAGCCGCCGUCUCCUGUUACCACCAUGUUGAGGACCAAUGCGACGACCAAGAUCUCAAAUAUAACAUUAGCUCUCAGAUCAACUUGGAUGAUUUAAUAUGUUUGGAGGACAGCGAAACUUUAGCCGACGACUCUGAGUGCGCCAAGAACAUGGAGAAGAUGGGUGAAGCUAACGAAGCUGCCGCAGGCUGUGUGGAGACCUAUUUAGAAAAUGAAAGACAGCUUGCCUUAACCUCUGACACGAUUUCUGGUCACGAUGCUUCAGCCGUCAGCGUUUGCCCGUUGGUAGAUCAGCUGUACCGAUGCGUGCUCACUACAGGUACUGAAAUCUGUGGCAGUGCUUAUGGAAGUUUCCAGAGCAGCUUGUUUGAAUUAUCGUAUGGGCAAUUCUUCCACGGCUUAGAAUGUCGCUCUCAUGCCAGGAAGGCUCGUCAUAGUGUUGAGAAAAUAUUUCCAUUACUGUCUAAGACAGCCAAAGUAAAACGGUGAACAACUGAUUUGGCGUAUUGAUAAAGUCUAUGCUUUAUAAAACGGUUUUGUUUUUAAAAAAUCGUUCAUUUACUAAAAGUCAUUUUGAUUGAAAAAUAAAUCAAUGGAAUCUG